UCCACCCUCAGUAUAUCCCAGGACGCGAUUCGGGACUUCCUCCGCAAGGUCAACGUCGAGUUUCCUCAAUACGUCCGCGACCAUGAACUGGAGCUUCGAGUGAAGGAGAUCGUCAAGCACUGGGGCGACGAACAGGCGUUGCGGCCCUACGUCAUCACGGCCUUGAUCCUCACCAUCACCGCCUACGCGCACGUCUCCGACCUAGAGACACGGGUGCUCAUCACGCUCUUCACCACGCUGAUCAUCGCCAUGGACGACCCCGUCGUCUUCAACGGACUCAUCCCCGGCGACUUCCACCGCAAGAUGUGCACCGGCGUCAUUCAGCAGGAGCACGGCAUGCUCGGCGAACUCACCAAGGUCCUCCAGAGUAUGUGGGACCACUAUCCCAGCUUCUCGGCGAACACUGUCUACGCGUCCGCUCUCCGCUUUGUGAAUGCGUCGGUUAUGGAGAACGAGUGGCGCGGGGAGGUCUAUACCCUGGAGGCGCGUCCGUUUCUGGAAUACAAGCGCAGCAUGACAGCCACUACGGAAGCCUAUGCCUGCUUCAUCUGGCCACGGGCGCAGUUCCCGGACUAUCGGGUCUACGUACGGGCGAUACCUGACAUACUCUCCUUCUACAAGGAAGAGCUCGCGGGCGAAGAAGACAACUACAUUCACGAGCGCGCUCUGGCUACCGGUUCGUCGGCAUCGGACGCCCUGCAGGGCGUCAUCGACGACACGAUCACGGCUGUCAAGCGUGUUCGCAGUGUGCUGGGAAACGGGGAGGCAAGAGCGGCUUGGGAGAACUUCGCAGCUGGGUAUAUCAGUGUGCACACCCAUAAUCCGCGGUAUCGCUUGAAGGAUAUCCUGGCGCACGCCCAACUUUGGACUCGGCCCUCUUCACUGGCGACUUCCAACUCCCGUCCGUGGACCCGAGAACAAUAUGGCCCCGAAUUGGCCCAGGCUCGUUUCCCAUACAAGAGCGAAGGCCGCGGCGUUCUCCCCAUGGAUGUGCUGUUAACAGAACAGGCAGACACAGUCGUUUCCACUUUCAUCGCAAGCAGUCAAUUGGCUGGGCUAAUAUACGUUAGCACGCGCGGAUAUGAUAAGUACAUCGUCCCUUUGCAGACUGUACACUGUGCCAACCUUAGCCGUAAUAUUGCUACUAAACAAGCCUCCGAGCCCACUGCACAGCAACGCCCGAGGCACGUUUCGAUGACAUGUACUCGUAUCUGUCGGCCACGCGAAACCGCCACUGUCGGUUGGUGCUGCAUUGCGUCGCUUAUCUCUCUCGGUCUCACGAACAGUAUCCAGUCUUCAGCUCUACUACUCGCUCAACAAGCAGUCCGAAGCUUCCUGGACAACGUCGACGUCGACCUCCCCAAGUACACCCGCGACCUGGAACUCGAGCGGCGAGUGAACGAGAUCGUCAGCCAGUUGGGGGAUGAACGUACCAUGCGUCCCUACGUCGUCCCCGCGACCAUCCUCACCAUCACCGCAUACGCCCACAUCACCGACAUGGAGACGAAGGUCCACGUGACGGUCUUCACCACCUUCAUCGCCAUCAUGGACGACCCAGCUUUCUUCGACGGCCUGACCCCCGCGGACUUCCACCGCAACAUGUGCUCCGGCGUCGUCCAGCGCGAUCCCGGCCUCCUGGGGGAGUUCACGAAGGUGCUCGGGCGCAUGUGGGACCACUAUCCGGGCUUCACGGCGAACACGAUAUACGCGUCCGCGCUCCGGUUCAUCAACGCGUCUGUUAUGGAGAACGAGUGGCAGGGCGAGACGUUCUGCCGGGAGGCACGGCCGUUCGUGGAGUACAAACGCAGCAUGACGGCUACUACGGAAGCGUACGCCUGCUUCAUCUGGCCAAUAGCCCAGUUCCCCGACUAUAGGGCGUAUGUGCAAGCCAUCCCUGACACGAUGUUGUACGUCAGCCACGUGAAUGACAUCCUGUCGUUUUACAAAGAGGAACUCGCGGGAGAGAAGGACAACUACAUCCACGAACGCGCGCUGGCUACGGGGAGGCCAACAGCACAAGUCCUACAAGAACUGACUGGCGAGACCAUCGCUGCGGUGAAGCGUGUCCGAUACGUGCUGAGGGAUACAGAUGCGCGGGCGGCAUGGGAGAACUUCGCGGCGGGCUACAUCAGGGUACACACUGACAGUUCUCGGUAUCGUCUCAAGGAUAUCCUGGGAGGCGAGUAUCUACUCGAUAUCUCUAGUGAUUGA
Fomitopsis serialis is the source of this 2211-nucleotide messenger RNA. RefSeq names its product Trichodiene synthase-domain-containing protein. The transcript has 7 exons. The annotation marks the transcript as partial. NCBI's taxonomy places the organism in Eukaryota, Fungi, Basidiomycota, Agaricomycetes, Polyporales, Fomitopsidaceae. The record is from RefSeq and is a predicted model, not a curated record. Gene Ontology annotation, molecular function: carbon-oxygen lyase activity, acting on phosphates.